GACAAACCAGAUCUUCAGUCACCGAUCGGUAGCUUACGUGUUCUGCUCCUGACCCUCGACCCGAGUGAGUGACAGAUUAAACAACUCCGCAAGAUUCUCUGCAGGGAGAUCAAGAACAUGGGUUCAAAUGAUCGACCUUGAUGUGGUGGCAGGCAGGCUCCAAAUGCAGACCAGAUUAGAGACUAUGUUCAGUUCCUGCAUCCGCUGUUCUUGCUAGAUCCCUCCAAGCUAGCUGGCAUCAUAGGCUGCACAUCCAUCGGUUGGUACGAGCCAUGCGUAUAUAUAGCCAGCACUGACGACGUGUCCUGGUCGAGCACAAGAACAGCCAACAGAUUCGAGCUUCGUUUUUGCAUUGAUUCAGUAUGGGGCAUGGAAUUGGUCCUGCUGCUGCUGUUGACCAGCCAGGCUGCAGAGUCCUUCCCGUCAUCGAGGAGGAGUCGGAGCCGGAGGGGGAGGGGGAGGGCUCGCCGGAGAUGACGAGGCUGGCCGAGCGCAGAAAGGCCAUCGUGGCCAGGAUGCGGGAGCUCCUCAGCCGGGCCGCCGCCGCGCAGUCUGCUCACUCCAAGCUCCGCCGCUCCACCGUCGCCACAGCCAAGAAAUGGAAGAGAGCCGUCGGCCGGAUCCAGAGGAGGAGCAAGAACCAUCAGCAGGUAGCAGCAGCUCUGCAGGAAGACGGCGGCAUGCUGAGCUCGUCGUCGUCCAUCUCCAGCCAGAGCAGCUACAGCCGGGACGCCGCCGCCGCCGCCGCCGCAGAGAGCUGCUGCUCAGCGUCUGCCAGCUGCCUGUCCCCUGCCAACGUCUCGCCGCUGCUGUGGCCGGCGUUCGUAUCCGCGCAGCGAGCCGAAGCGACGGAGGAUCGGCAGCGGCGAGAAAUGUCCUCGCCGGCGACCAGCGUGCUGCGGCUGUCAUGUGGCAGCUCCUGGUCGGAGGAUGAUGACGUGAGGAUGGCUCACUGGGUCACCACGGAUUCAGACUUUGUCGUGCUGGAGCUCUAGCCAUGGAGACGCUCCUCAACAAGGAUCGAUUCGAUCGUCGAGGCACAAGCAAGAACAUUAUUGGCAAGAAGAAGAACCAUAGACGUGCAAUGGCCCGCUGAAUCCAUCCUGAAUCAAAAGCAGUCGAUCGCUGCUGCCUGCUGCACUGCCGCGGCCAGGGGAGUGGGCCUGGGCUAAGUCUAAGUGGGCCAUCAACAUGGGCCGUAACGAUUUCUUGACAACAAACCAGGCCCGCAUGUUACGAAGCCUAAUUAUUUUUUGAGGAAAUUAUGUAUGUCAGUAUGUGGUUCUGUCAACUGUGUACCGCCUAGAUUUAGCUUGAUGUUGAGGGAAUCAACCCCUACAAUGACAACCCCUACAAUGACUUUUAAUCACUAGGGAAUGUUGAUGUCAAACUAUUUAGCU
Molecule: messenger RNA, 1400 nt
Organism: Panicum virgatum (switchgrass)
Lineage: Eukaryota; Viridiplantae; Streptophyta; Magnoliopsida; Poales; Poaceae
Exons: 3
Coding region: 363-995 (210 amino acids)
Source: RefSeq, a predicted model, not a curated record